UUCAAAUGUUUACUGUCUAUACGUUGUUGAAUUAUAUUUAUAAAUGUUUUAAUUUUAUACAUAUUGUAUUUUAGAUUUCUUCUAAAGUGCUUAAUAGUAAUCGUAACAAUGUCUAUAAAGAGGCAAUAUGUGCCAUCUUUCACUGGAUACUUCAGAGACGGCACCAAACGCAUUGACCUUGUAUUGGUUAUUAAUGAUGACGGGGACGGUAAGGUCGAAAUGUUGAGAGUUAAUUUUUUAUCCAAUGUUGUAAAGACCGGUCUUGAAAUUGAAUUGGAACAAGGAGUGAGGGCGAAAAAUAAAAACCUACUUUUCGUAAAAAUACACGCACCUCCCCACGUUAUUAUCCAAUAUGGAGAGUUUUUUAAUAUACGGAGGUUUUUCAAAGAUAAUCAUGCCGAUUUUAUAAAUCCUAGUAGAUGGUAUUUUGAUAUGUUGCCUAUUGGUACAAGCAAGCGACGAGAGAGAGAGUUGGUGAAAUUCGUAAGAAAACAAAACCAGGGACCUCUGAAUUAUUCGACCCUCGAGCGGAGUACUAUUGUUUAUAAAAUUCUUCUCAUGCUGCCAUUUGGCCUUUACGAAAACUACGUAGGGUUAAAUAGAUUACUUAACCAUCGUAUCAUACUCGAUGUGUUUCCAUUGCACGACGGGCCUUACUUUUUUGUUCCAAAUCAAGAUCCAACUAGAAUCAAUGGACGUCAGGUCCUCUCUCGUACGUGGUUGGACAUUGGCAAACUUUUAAUAUGUAGACAACCUUAUAGCCUUAUUCACGAUUAUAUGGGGGAAAGAGUGGCAUUUUAUUUCGCUUUCUUAGAUUACUACAUAAAGGCAUUAUUUCUCGCUUCUAUACUGAGCAUUGUGUUCUACUCAUCGGCUUAUAAUUCAAAAGAUACCUAUAAUGUAAAAUCGUUUACGUGCAAAUCUGAAGAAUCGGUGUGUGGUGCUUGCGCUACACAUACUUGGUGUCCUACAAGGACACUAAAAGAUUAUUGUUAUAAGGCUCGGAUUGUACAUGUAACUGACAGUAUUCCUAACGCCUAUCUUUGUUUGUUGAUUGGUCUUGGAAGCACUUUAUUUGUUCCAUUAUGGGAACGCAGGACAUGUUACCUAAAUUGGCUUUGGGAAAUUAAUCAAUCUUAUGCUAAAAGAGCUGUAAGGCCAGAAUAUAUAAUUCCUGACAACUUACCAUGGAGGAGAAAUUACGUUAGACAAAUUUUGUUAACAAUUUACAAUAUGAUUAUCUACGCGACAUAUAGUGCUGUAAUAGUUGCUUUAAUGCUUUUGGUGAUGUAUUACAAACAUGCCAUUUUCUAUAACACAGUUGGUACAAAACCGUAUAAAAACUUUUACUACGUAUUAGCUGUUAUAGCGGCUUUUAAUGUUGUUUUUGCUGUAAUCAUGCAGUUUGUAAACAGAAAGUUAUCACACGUGCUUACGAAUGUGGAAAACCACAGAACUUAUGCCGCAUACGAAAGUUCCUAUAUAUGGAAACUCAUUAUAUUUAACGGCCUUUGCUAUACAUUCCUGAUUCUUUUCUCUGCCUAUUUCGUUGUUUUUGGACACUGGUUUCAAACUUCAGGUAAAAGAACAUUGUUAGAUGAUAUUAAAUACAUGAACUGCGGCGCCUACGGAUGCGGGGACGAACUGACUGUCAUGGUUGUUGUGAUUGUCUUCGUAAAAGAAAUUUUGGGUAAAUUGCCUUGGCAGGUGAUUCCGAUACAAACUGACUACAAAGUAGCCAAAAACGGCUCUAGAGUUCCUGUUUGGGAAAGGGAAUAUGAAUUGUGUAAAAUCAAUGAAACCUUCUUAGACAAGCUGUACUUAAACUUAAUGUUACAGAUAAUUUUGGGAUUAUUCUUCUUACAAGCGUUUCCCUUGAGUCCGGUGCUAUUAUUGUUCUCGAAUUUAUGGGACAUUUGUUACCGCGCUCACCAUAUGGUGAAGGGCUGUCGGAGGCCGUUGGUGCGCAAUAGCACGGGAAUUGGCGCCUGGCAGCAAAUCAUCAUUGCAGUUGGAUACGCUGUGCCGCUCUUUAACAUUUUUUGCGUGGCAUUUAGCUCUCAAUUGGUUGAGAGAAAAAUGUUUGAUAUCAUCAAAUCAAAGAAUUUCUCCCUUCAAUUUAAGUAUUAUAAAAGUGCUUACCCAACUUAUUUCACAUUUGUCACGUCAAAGCCUGGUGCCUGUAAGUUCCCAAUAAUGUACGAUAGUGACAUUGGGGUAAAUCGCUAUUGGCAGCCCAAGAGGUACAAAUGGUGGGGAAUAUUAGUUGCCAUGAAUGCGGCCAUUAUCUUUGCUUUACUUGUACGAUGGUUGAUAACUCGUUGUCCGAAAGACAUUAAAGAAACAGUGAGAACCGAAAAGUACAUAACGUAUAGAUAUUAUCUGGCUAAAGGUGUUACGAAAUAGAACAUAUUUAAUCCGUUGUUUUUUUAAUUUAUAAAAAAACCUGUUAACUUUUAUUUGAAAUAUAUUAAUUUUAUACAA
Molecule: messenger RNA, 2484 nt
Organism: Papilio xuthus (Asian swallowtail)
Lineage: Eukaryota; Metazoa; Arthropoda; Insecta; Lepidoptera; Papilionidae
Product: anoctamin-9-like
Exons: 20
Coding region: 109-2406 (765 amino acids)
Biological process (GO): chloride transmembrane transport
Molecular function (GO): chloride channel activity; protein dimerization activity
Source: RefSeq, a predicted model, not a curated record